Messenger RNA from Hypoxylon trugodes, 1123 nucleotides. RefSeq names its product HAD-like protein. The record is from RefSeq and is a predicted model, not a curated record. Bases 338 to 1063 code for a protein of 241 amino acids. Lineage: Eukaryota; Fungi; Ascomycota; Sordariomycetes; Xylariales; Hypoxylaceae. The transcript has a single exon.
CAGUUGCGAAGAAAGUUCUUUCCAUUUACAUGAGAUUUUCGGAGCAAUGCCGAAACGGUUUUUGAGUUUCUAUCGGCGUCGAUACGUACCCACCCAAAUAAUUACCCCACCGGCGACCGAAGAAGUUCGUGAUGCUACUAAAGGCGCGCCCUUCUUGUCAACUACGUCAUUCUCCCAGCCCCGCCGAUUGAAGCUGUUCAGUUUAUCGGAAUAUCGUGUGAUUAUUUGACUGCGGAUAUAACGAGAAGUUCAAGACGGCGUAGAAACCAUAACCGCAACUUCAAUUGCCCAUUUUCAUCCUCAUAUUAGCUAGAUAAUUGCCAAGUCAACAAUUACCAUGGCAAACUUGAAAGAUUAUCGCCUCCUCUCUUUCGAUGUCUACGGCACCUUGAUAGACUAUGAAACUGGCAUAUUGUCAGCUCUCCAACCUCUCCUCGAUUCAAAUAAUCGCACGGACAUCACCCGCCUGCAACUACUAGAGACCUACCACGAAUUUGAGGUCAAGCAGCAACAAGAAACUCCUGAUAUGCCGUACUCUCAGCUCUUAACUAAGAUUUACGGGCGAGUGGCGCAAAAGCUAGGACUAGCACCACCAACUGAAGAAGAGUCGAGAGCUUUCGGUAAUUCCGUACGCGAUUGGCCGGCAUUCCCGGAUACUGUCGACGCGUUGCACCGACUAGCUAAGCAUUACAAGCUAGUUGUGCUCUCCAACAUUGAUCGUGUCUCGUUUGGUCUAACCAAUUCUGGCCCGCUAAAAGGAUUCCCAUUUGAUCUGGUGAUCACGGCCCAGGAUGUCGGCUCCUAUAAGCCAAACCCUAAGAACUUUGAGUACAUGCUCAAAGCCGUGAAAGAAAAGUUCGGUGUUGAAAAGGCACAGGUGUUACAGACCGCACAGAGUCAGUUUCAUGAUCAUCAUCCAGCACGAACCAUGGCAAUAAAAUCAGUGUGGAUCGAGAGGCCAGGGGCAAUUAUGGGUAAUAGGGAGAAGGAAAUUUACGACUGGAAAUUCAACACACUAGGGGACAUGGCUGAUGCAUUAGAAGCAGAACUCAAUGCUUCAUAAAUGUGUUGAACUAUCUGUUAAUAAAUCAUGCACACUGCUACUUCACUACACUGCGUAUCU